AUGCAAAUUCUUUUUCAGCUCCCAAAGAACCUCCCGCUCUCUGCGCUCCCUCCCAGCGCCUCUGUGGGCACAGAGUUCACUGCCGAUGGCACUCUGUACACCAUUGAGCUGGGAAGCCCUCCCGAUGCAGGGGUGCUGGUCAAAGGAGUUCUUCACAAAAUAGAUGCUCUUUACGUGGUUAGGCCUAAAUAA
Messenger RNA from Nematocida minor, 192 nucleotides. RefSeq lists its product as uncharacterized. The coding region runs from base 1 to 192 and encodes 63 amino acids. The transcript has a single exon. The record is from RefSeq and is a predicted model, not a curated record. Lineage: Eukaryota; Fungi; Microsporidia.